Mesocestoides corti is the source of this 1191-nucleotide messenger RNA. Lineage: Eukaryota; Metazoa; Platyhelminthes; Cestoda; Cyclophyllidea; Mesocestoididae. The record is from the annotation of a GenBank genome assembly.
AUGAAUCUCGUAUUGAAGAAGAUUUAUUUAUUCCUAGGUUAUGGGCACGUGACGCCCCAAACACAAUAUGGGAAGCUUCUCACAAUGCUGUAUGCCGUCAUUGGGAUUCCCCUGUUCUUCAGUUACCUCUCUAAAAACGGUGAUAUGAUGGCCUCAGUCUUUCGUCUGGCUUAUGCUCGGGGUUGUAAGCCAGUAUUUAGGUUGAUCAGUCGACGACGCAGCCGUUUCACGGCGAAAAAUGGGCUGUAUAACACCAUGCAAUCCUUUGCAUUAAUCGCGAAUCUCGAUGCCGCCGUUACGCGCCUGCAUCGCAAAGACUCUAUAGAUUCUAAUGACUCAACGAACCUUCAUCGGAAUCCAUCCGUACUUUCUUCAAAAACAAUCCGAAGUGAUGGAAAAGUAAAGGUGAAAUAUCCUCGUCCACUCAAGAGGUCAAUGUCAAGUAAAAGUCUUCGUGAGAUGAGGCGGAAUGCGGUCGCAGAAUUGGGCUCUCGCCGGUCGACGGAAGAAGAUGGUACCCGUACGAUUGGACCUAGUACAAAAUUAGUCAUGCCGUCUUCCACAACUUUGGACUCUUGUAACAAACAAUAUCGAAAGUUCUUUUCCACCGGUAACGAAAACACGUCCGCAUCAGUUUAUGGAAUUAAUGGCAGCACCAACUACAAUGGGGCUUCACGGAAGUUGAUGUUCCACAAUAAAGCCAAGGCAUCUUUAGAGGAUAAACCAGUGAAUGUACCAAUAAGCCUCACUCUUUGUAUGAUGUUUAUCUACAUCUUGAUUGGAGCUACUGUCUUCUGCAUGUGGGAGAACCCGGACUAUAUCAAGUGGUCUUACUUCUGUUUUGUGACGUUAUCAACAAUUGGAUUUGGAGACAUCGUCCCUGGCACAAAGAUAGACUCAGAAAAUCCGAAGGAGAAAAUGAUAGCCCUGAUCUUCUACGUCUCAAUUGGCCUGUCUUUCUUCGCAAUGUGUUUCAAAUUAAUGGAGGAAGAGGCAAUGAACAAGCUGCGUCGAAUCGGUCAGCGAAUGGGAAUACUUAAACGGCCAGAGGUGGAACAGGCAGCCAAACUUAUUAAAACUGCCGACGUCAAUUUUAUUCCUCUCGAUGGUGCCGCUGCUAAAAAACUCACUUCCAACAGUCACAAAAGUGCCAAUGUCUCCCAUUUAUCUGGACUUCGCUCAGCAUUAUGA